Molecule: messenger RNA, 2261 nt
Organism: Neomonachus schauinslandi (Hawaiian monk seal)
Lineage: Eukaryota; Metazoa; Chordata; Mammalia; Carnivora; Phocidae
Gene: NOL4L
Product: nucleolar protein 4 like
Exons: 8
Coding region: 68-1378 (436 amino acids)
Source: RefSeq, a predicted model, not a curated record
CCGACCGCCCGUCUCCGCCUCGCCUCCCGCCCAGGAUGAAACUUCUGUGAGCAGUGAAGAUUUUGAUAUGAACGACUCCACAUGGAUGUCAGCUGACCCACACCUGGCCUCCAGCCUGAGUCCCAGCCAGGACGAGAGGAUGCGGAGCCCUCAGAACCUCCACAGCCAAGAGGACGAUGACUCCUCCUCUGAGAGUGGCAGUGGCAAUGGCUCCUCCACCCUGAACCCAUCCACAUCGAGCAGCACGCAGGGCGACCCCGCCUUCCCUGAGAUGAAUGGCAACGGCGCCGUGGCCCCCAUGGACUUCACCGCCACCUCCGAAGAUCAGCCCAUCAACCUGUGCGACAAGCUCCCGCCGGGCACGGCGCUUGGCACGCCCUCCUACCCCUCCGACGGCUGUGGCACCGAUGGACUGCGGAGCCGUGUCAAGUACGGGGUGAAGACCACCCCUGAGUCGCCCCCUUACAGCUCCGGGAGCUAUGAUUCCAUCAAGACUGAGGUCAGUGGCUGCCCUGAGGACCUGACGGUGGGCCGGGCCCCCACAGCAGAUGACGACGACGACGACCACGAUGACCACGAGGACAACGACAAGAUGAACGACUCCGAGGGCAUGGACCCCGAGCGCCUCAAGGCCUUCAAUAUGUUCGUGCGGCUCUUUGUGGACGAGAACUUGGACCGCAUGGUGCCCAUCUCCAAGCAGCCCAAGGAGAAGAUCCAGGCCAUCAUCGAGUCCUGCAGCCGGCAAUUUCCCGAGUUCCAGGAGCGGGCCCGCAAGCGCAUCCGCACGUACCUCAAGUCCUGCCGGCGCAUGAAGAAGAACGGCAUGGAGAUGACCAGACCCACGCCUCCCCACCUGACCUCGGCCAUGGCCGAAAACAUCCUGGCAGCUGCCUGCGAGAGCGAGACGAGAAAAGCAGCCAAAAGGAUGCGCCUGGAGAUCUACCAGUCCUCCCAGGACGAGCCCAUCGCCCUGGACAAACAGCACUCCCGGGACUCCGCAGCCAUCACCCACUCCACCUACUCACUGCCAGCCUCCUCCUACUCCCAGGACCCUGUGUACGUCAACGGCGGCCUCAACUACAGUUACCGUGGUUACGGGGCCUUGGGCAGCAACCUGCAGCCCCCUGCCUCCCUCCAAACAGGAAAUCACAGUAAUGGGCCCACCGACCUCAGCAUGAAAGGCGGGGCCGCCACGGCCUCCAGCACGCCCACGCCCACGCCCUCCAGCAACAGCACCAGCAGGACCAUGCCCGCCGCCCAGCUCAGCCCCACGGAGAUCAGUGCGGUGCGGCAGCUCAUCGCCGGCUACCGAGAGUCCGCCGCCUUCCUGCUGCGCUCCGCGGACGAACUGGAAAACCUCAUUUUACAGCAGAACUGACCCCGCGGCACCUGGAGUGCACUACCCUAGGGAAGGAGGCUGUCCCGGCCCGGCUUCCUGCCUCACCACUUGGUACAUUUUGUUUUCCGAAAGAGGUGGGAUCCAAAAGAGCUGUUUCUAGCCACACGCCAAGCACCUGCGACUUUGGGCACAAGGACACUUUUUUUUUUUUUUUUUUUUUUUGGAAUCUCACCACACGGGUGCUUUGACCUGCUUGGAAGAGGCCAAUGGGGCAGCUUUGGAAGGGCUGGGGCUCCCCUGACAAGGCGCUGGGGACGCAGCUCUAUUUAGAAUCAUCUUCGUGGACCCUGAUGUUAGAAUCCCACCCCCAGAUAAUUACCUUUCAAGUCUUAGGUGAGCAGAAUUGCAUAUUUAUUGAGAAAAACAAAGUGGACCCUUUCUUCCUCUCCCCUUAGUAAUUUAUUUUUCUGAAAAUGGAUUCUUUUGUGUUUGUACAGAUUGCCAGUCUGUGUCUGUCUGAUCAGAAGGAUGUAUCCCUGUGACCUAACAUUCCAUAUCACUACACUGGCGCGGGCUGGGGGCCGGCAGGGCGGGGUGCGGUGGGGCGGGCGCCGGGCUGGCUGUCCUUCCCAGCGCCCAGCACCGCCAAGCCGGAGGACCUCACCCACACCCAGUGCAAAGCAAAGACAAACAAAAACGGCUCCCCCACCCCCAUUCCACAGAAGCCCCAGUCACACGGCCACCUGUAUUCUACCUCACACUCCAGCGUGGGCUUUUUCCAGGAUGUGCCCUGAGCCCCUUCUGAACGGCUAUCUAUUUCCCGACUCCCCCACACACGGUGUCUGCCUGGGAGACAAGUCCAGAGGGGUGGCCAGGGGCUGGAGUCCGGGCAGGGCUGUGACCCUCUGGAGCAGCUUGCAGC